This is a messenger RNA of Lepidothrix coronata (blue-crowned manakin), 1446 nucleotides long. It is a transcript of the gene RPL7L1, whose product is annotated as ribosomal protein L7 like 1. Gene Ontology annotation, molecular function: RNA binding; structural constituent of ribosome. The record is from RefSeq and is a predicted model, not a curated record. Gene Ontology annotation, cellular component: cytosolic large ribosomal subunit. Gene Ontology annotation, biological process: maturation of LSU-rRNA from tricistronic rRNA transcript (SSU-rRNA, 5.8S rRNA, LSU-rRNA). Bases 35 to 826 code for a protein of 263 amino acids. NCBI's taxonomy places the organism in Eukaryota, Metazoa, Chordata, Aves, Passeriformes, Pipridae. The transcript is spliced from 7 exons.
GGACAAGCCGAGGGGCAGCUGACGGGGAGCGGCCAUGUCGCGCCCCGCCCCGGCGCAUGCGCGGCGCCACCCCGGGAAGAUGGCGGAGGCCGAGGAGCCGAGGCGGCGGAUCCCGCUGGUGCCGGAGAACUUGCUGAAGAAGAGGAAGGCGUACCUGGCCAUCAAGGCCACCCAGGCCAAGCAGGCGCUGCUCAACAAGCGCAAGCAGCAGAAGGGGAAACAAAUCCAGUUCAGACGCCUUGAGACUUUCGUUCGGGAUUCGUGGCGCAAACGCCGCGAUGACAGCCGGCUGAGGCGCAUGGAGCAGAGACCUGGGCAGGCGGCGGCACCUCGGGAGCACAAACUGGCCUUCGUUGUGCGGAUCGUGGAUAUUAAGGGAGUGACCAGGAGGGUAAAAAGAGUGAUGGAGUUGCUGCGGCUGAGAAAGAAUUUCACCGGGAUAUUUGUUAAACUGACCCCGUUAACCCUGAAGUUGCUGCGGGUCGUGGACCCUUACGUGGCGUGGGGACACCCAAACCUGAAAUCUGUACGAGAGCUCAUCCUGAAACGGGGCCAGGCCAAGAUCAAUAAGAAGAGGAUGCCUCUGACAGACAAUAUGCUGAUAGAGGAACAUUUAGGGGGCUGUGGUAUUAUUUGCCUGGAAGACCUUAUUCAUGAAAUCUACUCAACUGGGAGGUAUUUCAGUAAAGUCACAAAGUUUCUGUGGCCAUUCCACCUGUCAGUGGCUCGCCACGCGUCACGUAACAGAGUGGGUUUCCUCAAGGAAAUGGGAAAGCCUGGCUACAGAGGGGAAGCCAUCAACCAGCUCAUACGUCAGCUCAACUAGUCAGGGUCUUUGUGAAAACUUUGGGAUUUAUAACCUGUUCCUUUUCACAUGUACCUCUAAUGGACAUUAUCUGUAUGCAAGGAUCUCUCUUGACUGUUGGUGCCUCUAUAAAAAGAAGAAACACAGAGAUGAUGAUGGAGAUGGACUUUGGGCUGGUCCUUCUUACAAGAAGAUAUAUACUAUUGGAUACAAGAAUGAGCUUCCUUGAGAAAUUUGACUUUCGCGUCUCUGUUAAACAAGGUUUUUUAUGCUCACUACUGCAGACUUCACUCCUUGAAGUGCACCUGCUUCUGGGUGUGAAGGGGUAGUGCAGUCACCUGUUUAAGAGUAGGCAGCACAGGCAGAAGAAAACAUCAGGUUUCUCUGUUACUGCAGUGCCAGCCCUUAUAGUGAAUAAUGUAAUUUUUUAAUUACCUAGAUUGUAUUUAUUUGAAAAAAAGAAAAGACAUGGUUUUGUGCUACCGAUUUUACAGAAUCACUUUUCACUUCUGCUAGAUUGGGACUGCUGGAGAGAAUUAUUUCCUGGUAGGAAAGCCCAGAAGGUUUGUAAUACAGUGGUGGGGUACACGUAGUCAAUGUUUUUUAAAGAAACUUCUGGAAUUACAUUAUUAUAACAGAAA